UGUCCAUCAGUGCCAGCUGUCAGUGCUCAUCCAUGUUACCUGCCAGUGCCCAUCAGUGCCACCUAUCAGUGCCAGUCAGUGCCGCCUAUCAAUGCCAGUCAGUGCCACCUAACAGUGCUGCCAAUCAGUGCCGCCUAUCAGUGCCCCUCAGUGCUGCCUAUCAGUGCCGCCUAACACUGCCAGUCAGUGCCACCUAUCCGUGCCAGUCAGUGCCACCUAUCAGUGCCAGUCAGUGCUGCCUAUCAAUGCCACCUAUCAGU
Messenger RNA from Staurois parvus, 260 nucleotides. The record is from the annotation of a GenBank genome assembly. NCBI's taxonomy places the organism in Eukaryota, Metazoa, Chordata, Amphibia, Anura, Ranidae.